UCAUUCAUGGUGCCAAGGUGAAUCUGCCUUGACCCCUCCUGCAGACACCAUGGCCCGGAGCAGGGUGCUGCUGCUUCUGCUGAUGUUACCACCACAGCUGCAGCUGGGACCAGUGCUUGCAGUGAGGGCCCCUGUGUUCGGCCGAAAUGGUGCCCACAGCCUGAGCCCUGAAGAGAACGAAUUCAUGGAGGAGGAGCCGGUGCUAGUCCUGAGCCCUGAGGAGCCGGGACCUGGCCCGGCCACCAUCAACUGCCCCCGAGACUGUGCCUGCUCCCAGGAGGGUGUCGUGGACUGUGGCGGCAUUGACCUGCGUGAGUUCCCAGGGGACUUGCCUGAGCACACCAACCACCUGUCCCUGCAGAAUAAUCAGCUGGAGAAGAUCUACCCCGAGGAGCUCUCCCGGCUGCAUCGGCUGGAGACUCUGAACCUUCAGAACAACCGCCUGACCUCCCGAGGGCUCCCGGAGGAGGCGUUUGAGCAUCUGACCAACCUCAAUUACCUGUACCUGGCCAAUAACAAGCUGACCCUGGCACCCCGAUUCCUGCCCAACACUCUGAUCAGUGUGGACUUCGCUGCCAACUAUCUCACCAAGGUCUACGGGCUUACCUUUGGCCAGAAGCCAAAUUUGAGGUCUGUGUACCUGCACAACAACAAGCUGGCGGACGCUGGGCUACCGGACAACAUGUUCAACGGUUCCAGCAACGUCGAGAUCCUCAUCUUGUCCAGCAACUUCCUACGCCAUGUGCCCAAGCACCUGCCGCCCGCCCUCUACAAGCUGCACCUCAAGAACAACAAGCUGGAAAAGAUCCCACCAGGUGCCUUCAGUGAGCUGAGCAACCUUCGGGAGCUGUACCUGCAGAACAACUACCUGACUGAUGAGGGCCUGGACAACGAGACCUUCUGGAAGCUCUCCAGCCUGGAAUACCUGGAUCUUUCCAGCAACAACCUGUCUCGGGUCCCGGCGGGGCUGCCACGCAGCCUGGUGCUGCUGCACCUGGAGAAGAACGCCAUCCGGAGCGUGGAUGCAGAAGUGCUGACCCCUAUCCGCAGCCUCGAGUACCUGCUGUUGCACAGCAACCAGCUGCGCGCGCAUGGCAUCCACCCGCGGGCCUUCCAGGGCCUCAAGCGGCUUCACACGGUUCACCUGUACAACAACGCUCUGGAGUGCGUGCCCAGCAGCCUACCCCGCCGCGUGCGCACCCUCAUGAUCCUUCACAACCAGAUCACCGGCAUCGGCCGGGACGACUUCGCCACCACCUACUUCCUGGAGGAGCUCAACCUCAGCUACAACCGCAUCACCAGCCCACAGGUGCACCGAGACGCCUUCCGCAAGCUGCGCCUGCUGCGCUCGCUGGAUCUGUCCGGCAACCGACUGCACACGCUGCCGCCGGGGCUGCCCCGCAACGUGCACGUGCUGAAGGUCAAGCGCAAUGAGCUGGCUGCCCUGGCACGCGGGGCUCUGGCCGGCAUGGCCCAGCUGCGUGAGCUCUACCUCACCGGCAACCGGCUACGCAGCCGGGCCCUGGGCCCUCGUGCCUGGGCUGACCUCUCCCAUCUGCAGCUGCUGGACAUUGCCGGGAAUCAGCUCACAGAAAUCCCCGCGGGGCUCCCCGAGUCACUCGAGUACCUGUACCUGCAGAACAACAAGAUUAGCACCGUGCCUGCCAAUGCCUUCGACUCCACGCCCAAUCUCAAGGGGAUCUUUCUCAGGUUUAACAAGCUGGCUGUGGGCUCUGUGGUGGAAAGUGCCUUCCGGAGGCUGAAGCACCUGCAAGUCUUGGACAUAGAAGGCAACUUUGAGUUUGGUGACGUUUCCAAGGACCGGGGCCAGCUGGAAGAGGACGAGGAAGAGGAUGAGGAGGACAAGGGGGAAGAGGAAGAGGACAGGCGAUAGUGAACAGGAUGAUGGACCACUGGACCCCUUUCUGUAGCACGUACCUGUGCCCUGUGAGCCACCACUCUGCCACACUCACAGAUACACCCAGCACUGCACCCACACACCUCCCAACAUGGGUUGAACACAGUCUCCCAUCCCCACCCCUUCCUACAGUUUCACGUGCAGAUACCACGACACACCCACACACAGCCAGUUGCACAUCACCCUCCAAAGGGAUCUACUCUCUGCCCCACACCUACCACUACCAUCACUCUCUCUGAGUCACAUAGACUCAGGGAAGAGUCUGACCCCACCCGGACAUGCAUGGGCUCCUGCUUCCUCCUCCAUGGACACACACACACACACACACACACACACACACACACACACACACACACGUCAUGUA
Pteropus alecto (black flying fox) is the source of this 2282-nucleotide messenger RNA. It is a transcript of the gene PODN, whose product is annotated as podocan. The transcript has 10 exons. Lineage: Eukaryota; Metazoa; Chordata; Mammalia; Chiroptera; Pteropodidae. Gene Ontology annotation, molecular function: protein binding. The record is from RefSeq and is a predicted model, not a curated record. Bases 50 to 1894 code for a protein of 614 amino acids.